Messenger RNA from Doryrhamphus excisus (bluestripe pipefish), 6181 nucleotides. RefSeq names its product transmembrane protein 167A (gene tmem167a). The record is from RefSeq and is a predicted model, not a curated record. NCBI's taxonomy places the organism in Eukaryota, Metazoa, Chordata, Actinopteri, Syngnathiformes, Syngnathidae.
CUUCAACCUCUGUUUCGUCAGCCAAUCAACAAGCAGGAAUUGGUGCGCAUUACGUCAUUACGUAACCAUACGUCAGGUCCUCGAAGCGGAAGUGUGAGUGACUCCCACCAAAAUGUCAGCCAUUUUCAACUUCCAGUCACUGCUAACAGUGAUUCUCCUCCUGAUCUGUACUUGUGCCUACAUCAGAGCGAUGGCUCCCAGCCUGCUGGACAAGAAUAAGACCGGGCUACUAGGAAUUUUCUGGAAAUGUGCCAGAAUAGGGGAGCGCAAGAGUCCAUGGGUGGCCUGCUGUUGUAUCAUCAUGGCAUUCAGUAUACUGUUCCUACAGUAGCACUCCAAUGAAGACUCACAUGGAAACAAUAACACGAACAUGGACAAUACUAUGGUAGAAGCACAACACGAACUGUGGCUGUGGGAUAAUGUAAAAACAGGGACUUGUUGCCACUCCCUGUUGCCAUGGAGCAGAUAGUCCCGGAGUAUGUUCAUUCCACUGUGAAUAUGGAGGCCUGCCCUUGUUUUUCCAUUCUUGUGCAUCCAUGUGGGUGGAGCACCAAUGGAGAGGGUUCUUAAAUAAGAUCUUGGAUCAAAUGAUGCAGGUCCAAACAUCUCAAACAGCUGACUCUAAAAGCUUAAUCUAACUUUUGAGUUUCAAUUUUUCUGGCAACCUACAGUAUUUAGAUGUGAUGGGACUGGGCUGGUUGCUUUUCUUCAUCUUGUCCCCCUUAAUUGUGUACUUCCAUUGCCCAAUGGUGGUUAAUGGUCAUAUCACACAAAAUCCCCAGCUGUCCAAUCGCCCCUCACAAAGAGCACCCCAAGUCUUUUUAAGUGAACCAGUCUGCCAUAUUUGUUUAUAAAAACAUUUUUGUAAACAUGUGAGCCACAUUGAUUGCAUUUUUGUGCUUGUGUAAUCCCAAUACUAGAUUGUAAAAUGAAAUUAAUACUUGCAUACAAAACACAUCCACGGUAACUUAUAUGCAUUCUGUGUCUUUGAAAAUGCAUCACUGUUUAUACAAGAUAAAGUGCAGAGAACAAAACUUCUGAAGCUUUCUUGAAUGACUUUAGACCUGACAAGAAAGCAAUGUAAAGUGUAUCCGGCUCGCUGGUUCGAGUGAGCGAGUGGCUUUCUGAUAACCUCCUGUGCAACCUUACUGUCAACACUCAUCUUUGUCGGACAGUGUUUCCCAACCUUUUUUGUCUCGUGUACCCCUACAGUAACCACUCACUCAUAUGUGUCGAUAAUUCUCCAAAAGUGAAUGUAACCCAACUGAUCACAGGUUAUUGUCUCCCUGGGGAAGCGGUGUGCCACUCACACGUUCCAUUUUAUUGUCUGACCUAAUAUGAAAUAUUAAGAAUAUUUACUUAGCCUGGAAAUUAUUUAUGAAAUGUUUCCACGUACCCGUGGUUGGGAAUCACUGAUGUAGGGGAUGGUCAGCUGACUGCAUCACACAACAGGAAGUGCAUCACACACUUGAACUACUUACACUAUAUUGACAUCCAGUACAAAACCAAACAUUCUCUUUCAAAAUCCCAAACUGCAUUAUCUUCAAUGUACUGCAGUGCAAUAUAUUACAAGGCAAAGCAGCAGGAACAUUGCAGUGGCCAUUUGUUCAUCACUGUUUUUUUUCCAAAGAAGAAGCCUCAUUUGUGAAGACUAAGAACAUUUGCAUUAAAAACAAAAAACAACCUUAUACCGACACUCAACUCUUCAAUCAUCAACUCUGACGUUAUAUUAAAUCUGUACAUUAACAAGCUUUUUUUACUAACAGCACCAUCUGCUGGCUCCGGUGUGACACCGUUUCAUACACUCCCAUUCAAAAUCACCGCUGCCAAUACAGUAUUUGCAUUGACGAGCUGUAAAGCAUGCAGUGAUACUGUAAUGCGAUUAAAUUAUUAUGUCAUAAUAUAGUUUUGCAGUAUCCUUGCAUCAAUUGGUUCCAAGCAGGCUGAAAGCUAAAUCAACAGAUAAUAAAGCAACUCUGACACAAAUAUGGCCUUUUUUCCAUGUAGUGGUGAGUGCUAAAUAAAGAACACUUGUUGACACCCUCACCUUUGACAAUCUUGAUACCUGAUGAGUGUCCAUAUCCCUCCACUCCCAUAUGUUCCGUUGUGGGCCUUGUUAGGGAAUGCACCUUGUAUGUUGAGUUGUUUUGAACCCUCCCGGGUCAAGAUAAAGCAUCAAGUGAUGCCUGCCGUUGAAGUCGUGAUUAUCAGGCCGUGAUGUGGACACAGGAGACAGAGAGAAGCAGGAAGCUCUCAGUCAUCUUGGGUCAGCAGAGAUACUGGACUGCUGGAAGAACAUCACUGAGUCAAUGAACCACCUUAAUGUCUCUGGCAGAUGAUGAAAGGGAAACAAUACGGUAGGCCUGAUGAUAGACAACGCUUUCAUCGGCCCUGCUUCUUGGAUAGACUUUGAGUGUUCUGAUUGAUUUACAUAUAAUGUUUGGAGAUCUAAGCAAGGAAAACAAUGAUCCUGAAGAUUAUGUGGUUUAUGGGACAGAUCAAACUGAACUGUGGAAAUUAUGUCCAAGUACCUGUAAAGUGACCUGAAGCAACCAUCAUCAUGAAUUUGAAAAAUAACUGUUUAUGCCAUAUAGUCACAGUUUGUUCAAUUUGUUGCAUAUGAUUUAUCAUUGUCAGCUUUAACUUUAUUUGUUCAGCACAUUACGUGUGAUGUUUCAGAUGGAAUAUGUUUCAAGGUAACUAAGUGACAGUCAACAGUUAUUCAACAUUUCUCCAUUCCCUGCUGAGCCUAAUAGAAACGUCCAUACAGAUGGGAAUCCUUACAGUUUCCAGUGAAGUUUUCUCCCAUCUUAUCACUGUUUUUCCUGAUAUCGCUCUUAAAUUGAACAGACGGAUUGAGGAAUGUUAAAGGGAUGUUGAUGGAGCCCAAAAGAGACGACAGAAGACAGGGCAGUGGAUGAGUCAAUAGGUUCCAGAAGGUUUGUUUUAUUUAUCCAUUUAUCCCAGUCUAUUUUUUCAUCCUGGUUUAUUUGAAUGGUCAGUGGCUUCUCGGUUUACUGCUAUCUUGGAUGACUCGUUAGUUUGGGCGGCUGCUUUUUGGUUUUAACCCAAACUUCUUCAGACAGAGUAUGAAAGAAGAGAGGAUGAAGACUAUUCCUAAUGUUUUGUUGUACAAGCAACAUUUAGGAUUUAGGAUGGAGUGGAGUAGGUUGAAAACAGAGCAAAACUCAUCAAAGGAAAAGUUUUCCAAACAUUUGGUUGUCAUAUAUCAGGACCAAAAAAAUAAUUUAAUUUUUAAAAAUAAUUAUCCUCACUAAAGCCGCGGGUAUGCCAGCCUAUCCCAGCUGUCUUCGGGCGAGAGGCGGGGUACACCCUGGACUGGUCACCAGCCAAUCACAGGGCACAUAUAGACAAACAACCAUUCACACUCACAUUCAUACCUAUGGACAAUUUGGAGUCACCAAUUAACCUAGCAUGUUUUUGGAAUGUGGGAGGAAACCGGAGUACCCGGAGAAUACCCACACAGGCACAUGGAGAACAUACAAACUCCACACAGAGAUGCUCAAGUGGAGAAUCGAACCCAGGACCUCCUGAUCUGAUGCUGAGGCGAGCAAUUGGCAAGGUGUCCCUGUUAUAUAAUCAAAAUACACAUUGUUAUCAUCACUGUAUGUGUUAAUAUGUAUGUGAAAUGAUGUAACGUUGUUAGAGGGUUUUUUUUUUCAGAAGUUCAAAAUGGGUAUAUCACAGCAUUGUAAGCUAGCUCAAAUUAACUUUUCUCAUGUUAUAAUGCACAGAAAAAAGAAAGAAUGAUGAUGGGCAAAAUUCCCCCAAAAUUGCAGUUCCCCUUUAAUGUAGGGUGUUUUGGUGUGUUUACGUUUUAUGGGCGUUAACUUCUUUUUACACUCAAGUCGUCAUCAAGAACGUUUAUGAUGGCAAACUGUGUCUUUUUAUUUAUUUUUUAUGGGGGAAAUUCAUUAUCAAUCCCAACAAAUCAGUCACCUCCUGGAAAAGAAUUGUGCUGGUGUUCCAAGGUCUCACUGUACACUGUUCGUUAUUUUCUUCAGACUCAUCCUCAGCCCUCUCAGCCCUUCUAAUUCCUUCCACAUGUACGUUUUACCAGAAAUUUUAUGGUGACAUGAGACAUUUUUCAACGUAGUCCAGUCAGACAGCUCCCUGUGGUCUCAUAACUGUAGCACUGCACGUCUCCUUUGAAGGUGGCUGUUUGUGCACAUGACAUUUCUCUCCAUGCUCAUAAGCCUCAGGAAACAGAACACACUCUCUCUUUUUUUUUUUUAAAGGCGGGUCCGCAAAGCUGGACAGCCCAAGGUCACUGACAGCAGAGAUUUAUCAGUGGGAGUAAUAAGAUAUUAAGGUCAUUAAAUAAUCAUGGCAUUCCACAUAUGAAUUUUAAUGAAUAGGAAGACAACAUUUUUGGAAAAAGUAAAUCUUCGUCACAAAGUAAUGCAGUAAGUAGAAAAUAGCCACAUUGAAACUGAAAAAAAAGUAUCCUCUAUGUUUGUGGUGUGUUUUGCACAUAAGGAGUCAGUUCAGUCAAUUCCAAAAUAAUUGGUUGUCGCUUUGCAAACUAGUGGCAAUCUGGGCACGGGAAGAGGACUAUCCAUGAAUCAUUCAAACCCCUUCAGAGAGUCUCCAAAUAUUCACAUAGAAUAAUAACAUUGUAGUGAUUGAAUACUCUUUAAAGCAAAGCAAUAGAAUAAAUUAACUGAAGUGAAUAUUUUUAGCUUGCAUACUCUGGUACAAUAAAAAAUAGUAGAAUUUGUGUUGGCACCCACCCAAAUAAGUGAAGCUUUAGUGUACAAUAAUCAGUAGUAUGCACUGUCGGCCAGAGUUUCCCUGUCACUUCCAGGAAAACCAGAGAGCAUCUCAGCCUUGGCAGCAAGCAUGGCCUCUGGAGUGUAACAGGCAGAUUUCCAGACAUGAGGUGGGAAGUCCUUCUACCUCUUUUCUCAAAGCUGCCAUAGUUGGCUGGAAGGAAUCAUUUGGAACACCAACACUCGCCCUUGAUGAUGAUGAUGAUGAGCUACUUACUAUCAGAUAUCAGUAAGCACAUUUAAAAUACUGCUGCUGAAUGGCUCACACUAUGUAUUUACAUAUUUUAAUACACUCCCAUGCAUCCAUUGAUAAUGCAGUUUAUAUGUCUGCAGUGGUCUCAUGAAAUAUACUACGUCAACUCUUUUGUUUAACUUCCCAGUGGCAAUGCAAUUUUGGGUUGGUGCUGAAUGACGCAUGCUGUGAAUGGACGAGCGUGCAAUUACCAGGAGAUUCCAGGGUGGUAAGGCCGAUGUGAACAUGCCAGCUUCCUUUGCAGCCUCAAGUAUCUUGUUUGAUGAUUCAAGCCACACUUAUAUGCAACUGGAACUAGUGUACUUAAAUCACAAAUAGGGGAAAGCAUCAAUUGUCAUAUUGAACCAGUGGUUCCAUCAUCAGAGUUGUUAUGGAACUCAGUUGUGAUGUAACCUAGCAGUUUAGGGGCCACAAGUAGAAUACUUUCAUACCGCAGGCUUUGGUCCUGUGAAAUGAAAAUAACACACCCACUUAGUAAGAAGACUCCUGAUGAGCUGUAUAAGUUAUGUUCGCACCCACCCUGAGUUUAGGCUAUGACAAAAUGUUUAAAAAAUAAUGGCUGUAUGAUGUAGUUUGAUCAAAACAUGGCAAGUCUGACAAAAUACUGUACAACACUGUUCCCUUUAAAUACAAACAGUGCUCUAUAAAUAAACUUGCCUUUCCGGCCUUUCUUUUUUUGUUUCCUCUUAAGACCCUGUGACUUCCUGAGAGGUGCGGUGGCUCAAGGUGCACCUGUAGCCACUUUGCCAUUAGGGGUAUUUGUCCUGCUUACCUAUCCGGUUAGUGUUGGCUGCUCUUGUGUCUGCUCUGGUUUGUGAUUCUUUAUGCCAGCCUCCUUGCACCUUGUGACACCAUCCUGGUCACCAUGAAAUUCAUAUUUUGUUAGUUGUUGUAGUAGUUAUUUUUUUUCUUCCACUAAUGGUUUUUCUAUUGUGCCCUGCGCUGUUUUGCACCGUCAACCUCAGCAAUUUGGUCUUCACCAUCUUUUUGUUCAUUAAAAUACUUAUUUUUUUCACUUGAACUGUGGAGUGGCUCUGCGUCUGGAAUCCUUACUUGGAAAACUGUGACAAUAAUUCUAGAGGUUCCCCUUGGUAGUGUGGGCCAAUAAAUAAAAACAAGUUAAGGGCUGCAAAUG